This is a messenger RNA of Anisakis simplex (herring worm), 168 nucleotides long. Lineage: Eukaryota; Metazoa; Nematoda; Chromadorea; Rhabditida; Anisakidae. The record is from the annotation of a GenBank genome assembly.
AUGGAUGGCUUCGUGAAAGUGGAAUUCUUUCCGAAACGAUUAAUUGCACUCGCCGGAUCGCUUUUACCUGGAUUGGCAUGUUACGCUUGCAUUGCUUACACGUAUGUGUUUCAAUCCGAACGAGCACGUAACUUCAAGUCGACGGAUUGUGAAAAUGUUCCGAAGUGA